AUGCAGAGUAUCAUUUGUUUCGUCUUCCUCGCGGUCACUUUGGCAAUCGAUAAUAAGCCGCAAUAUGAUUUGAAGGACGCUCCAGCUUUGUUCGAAAAAUUCAUGAAAGACUAUAACCGACAUUACAAGGAUGAAGCAGAUAAAAAUGUUCACUAUGAAGCGUUUGUGGAAUCAUUAAAAUUUAUCAUUGAUGCCAACAAGGCGCAUCCCUCUGCUACAUUUGACAUAAACAAAUUCUCCGAUUACACUAUGGAUGAAUGGGCAAAAAUGACUGGUUUGGUU
Brenthis ino (lesser marbled fritillary) is the source of this 282-nucleotide messenger RNA. The record is from the annotation of a GenBank genome assembly. NCBI's taxonomy places the organism in Eukaryota, Metazoa, Arthropoda, Insecta, Lepidoptera, Nymphalidae.